UACCUGUGUCUUCUGACUCUGCUACCAGAGGGAGACCGAAGCCCGCAUUCCCAGAUUUAUUAUUAGGGUUUUAAGCAAUGGGAAAAUGGCUGAUUUUGAUUUGAACGGACCAUUUGGAAGAGAGAGGAAGUUUUGGCUUUACUGCAGAGUCUGAUCAGUGAGUUGAGUUGACUGGGUGAUGGGUUCGGAUUUUGGGGUCUCCCCGGGCUCAUUCUUUGUCACGGGAAACCUCAGUUGGCUGUGAGAGAGAGAGAGAGAGGCAUUGGUGGUUGGGGUUCCGGAGGUAGAGAGAGAGAGAGAGAGAGAGUGAGAAAUGGAGGAGGACGAGGAUAUGGAGGUUGAGGAAGUGUAUUUGGUUCAUGAGGUUGAUCUUGAUUACGAAUAUGAUGCGCCCCGGUACUUUGAUUUCACCCGGGAGGAGAGCCCUGCGGAGGCGCGUCAAGUAGAGCGGUGGUUCGAGUCCGCCAAGUGCUACCCGCCUUCUCCAUUUGCAGCAAAGUUGCUUCAGAGAGAUGACCUACUUUUGGAAAAUGAUGAUAAGAUCUCUCCACAUUGCGAGGAUGUGGAGUUUGCUGCUAUGGUCUCCGAUAGUGAAUCUGAUCGUGUCUGGGCAGUGCAUCAAGCGAUUCAAGCAAGUAUGAAAGGUGAAGUGAAAGAUUGCCGAGGAGCUCAGGGAAGAAUAUUUGGUAUCAUGCAGAAUGAAGGUGUGCCAGAAGUUCCAAAUCGCCCCACAGAAUUAUCCAAAGGAUCGAGAUUCUGUAAUCAAAUUCUCUCUGAAAUAUUGAAGACUAAAGCUAAGAAUGCUGCCAAGUCUAGGAGCUCAACUUUAAUGAAACCCACAGCAAGCAUGUUGGCAAAGCAUAAUCAACCUUCCCAAGUCACCAGCUCAAGGUUCAAUAUGCUGCCUGGUCAACUAAAUCAAAGGAUCACGUCUAUUUCUGGCACUGAAAGGCAGGCUGCCAAGAGGCAGAAGCUAGAGGGAGGUCAUUUAUUCAAGGUCGUGGAAGAAAAACAGCCCCUUAGUUUGGUCCACAAGGCACCUAAAAAGGAUACUCUCUUUGAGAAGACCCCUCAUCAAAAGCUAAGGAUUACCAUUCCAAGGGAGCCUGAUCUUGAAACAGCUCAACGGGCCCAAAGGACGAGGCUCAAAACCAGUAGUGAAAUGGAAGAAUCAGUGGUCAAUGUACGGAGAUUUAAAGCACGCCCAUUAAAUAGGAAGAUUCUUGAGGCUCCUCAACUUCCUCUCUCACAAAAGAGCACUCCAAGAAUGCCAGAGUUUCAAUUAUUCCAUUUGAAGACCUCAGAAAGAGCUAUGCAGCAUACUCCGGCUUCCUUGUCAUCAUCAUUGUAUUGCAACGAAUCUGACAAGGAAUUACACAAAGAUGGCAGGUUUUCUGUAGCAGAAAAUGGAAACAAAGCAGCGGGAAGAAUAUCUGCAUCAGCUACAUUGAGGCAGGAUGGGUCUCAAUUUUUCAACUUCAAAGCUCAUCCCCUUAAUAAGAAGAUAUUGUCGAGUAAAGGAGAUAUGGGUGUCUUCAGAAAUACCAAGCGUGGAACUACAGUACCUAUUGAAUUUAAGUUUCACAUGGAGAAGAGGACUGAGCAUGAUCUUUCCGCUGAACUGUUCAGCAAGCUCUCCUUGAAAUCUGAACUCCAGCCAAGUAAUCAGCCGAUGAAAUCGCCUCGGCCUCCGUGCUCACGUGUGAAGGGCUCAAAAGAAAAUAGAUUCAGCUCUGUCCCACAUAAGCAUGAGGUAGCACAUUCCAUCAAAGAAAAGCUGCCUCCAUACGGGCGGAAGCAAUUCAACCAUGGAAUCCAUGAAGCUGGUGGAGCAGUUGGCCCGAAUUUGGGCAUGAGGAGUUUGGACAUUCGAUGAAAUUUGAAAAAGCAGGCUUUUUUUCUCAACGAAACUCGGAGAUUAUACAGAUCCAGAAUUAUCUUAUCGAUGGAAGGUCGAUGGAUUAAGUUCCUGGAGUUGGUCACGCUUAUCAGAAAAAUCAAACUGCUCUGAACUGCACUGGAAGAUCGAACCGACUCAGAAAAAGAGAACCUCUUCCAAAGGAACUCGUAUUCCUUGAAGUUAGCUUGACGUCGUGUUCAUCCCAGAUAGGUAGUCAAUAUAGAUGUAAUGAGGUAAAUUUGCUGUAUAGACAUUUUCAGGCCGAUUCAUGUUGAAACUGUUCGAUGCAAGGCUACCGUUUACUCGGUGAGAUCGGUACAACCAAUUGAAUGGAAUUAUUCUUUAGAGGUCAAAUUUGUCCCAUCGGGCUGCUGCUUGGGAUUACCAUUUACAUGAGAUGACAAUUCAAGUUC
This is a messenger RNA of Punica granatum (pomegranate), 2313 nucleotides long. The record is from RefSeq and is a predicted model, not a curated record. Lineage: Eukaryota; Viridiplantae; Streptophyta; Magnoliopsida; Myrtales; Lythraceae.